Molecule: messenger RNA, 3587 nt
Organism: Nanorana parkeri
Lineage: Eukaryota; Metazoa; Chordata; Amphibia; Anura; Dicroglossidae
Gene: NUP133
Product: nucleoporin 133
Exons: 29
Coding region: 68-3559 (1163 amino acids)
Biological process (GO): poly(A)+ mRNA export from nucleus; protein import into nucleus; transcription-dependent tethering of RNA polymerase II gene DNA at nuclear periphery
Cellular component (GO): nuclear pore outer ring
Molecular function (GO): protein binding; structural constituent of nuclear pore
Source: RefSeq, a predicted model, not a curated record
ACACGAGGAUUUCACUCCAUUCUGAGUUGCUUGGCGGGAGUAGUGACUUUAUUCAGCGUUGACCAACAUGUUCCCAUCUCCCCGAUCACAAGUCGGAGUGACAGCUCGGCGGCCGAUUACUAAUCGGGUACCUGCUGGAAGGAAGAGUCUCGGACCUGGAGCCGUCGGGAUCUCUUUACCUUCUCCGGUGUUCUCACCUGCUGGCAGUAGAGUCACGAUUGGUGGUUCCUGGUCAACUCCAACAAAAGUAGUCCUGCAUCCAGUUGCUGUUGAGGCUGUCAAUUACAAUGCUCAGCUUUUUGGAUCAUCUCUACCAGUCAAGGUCAUGGAGGCAUUGGCAAAUGCUGAUGCAGAUUUACUUCUAAGUUUCAAAAUCUGUGACUUUGGAUGGGCUUGGUUAGUAUACAGUGAUCGCGUUACAGUUUGGAAGAUCAGCCAGUCUCCAUCUGCAAAGCUGGUGUGUAAAGAUUUGCAGCUCCCCUCUAGCAAAUUUCAAUCAUCUGCGGAACUAGUAGCUGUAUCUGCUCACACAGGGGAUCCCUCAUCUGCACAGUCCGUUGCUGUAAUGGCAGCUACAAGUGAAGGAACAGUCCGUUACUGGCCAAGCCUCUCACACGAAGAUAUUUAUGUUGAAAUUAAUACUGAUUUUGGUGGUUCUACUUGUGCAUUUCUUACUGCUGUAAAGACUGGCAGUUUCAUACUGUCAUCAGCAAAGAAUCAGCUUAUUCGAUUAAUGCCAGACUCCUCUGGAAAGAUCCACCAGCGUUUCCUGCAGCAAGGGCAAAGCAUGCUGUUUGGUAUUGGCCGCAGGGUUUCGUCUCUGUUAGGCAUUUUAUCUCCUACUGUGGAAUCCUGUCUUCGCAGUGUCCUCUGGGAUAAAGGAGAUUGCUUAUACACUCUCACUGAUACCAGUAUUGACAAAUGGGAAAUGGAUGAUAACUCUGAAUGUCAUAUUCUAAGUUGGGACUUCAGUCGGCUGAUUAAAGAAAACAUUUCUGAUGCCAUUUGGGGUUCUGAAAGUAAUUAUGAGGUUAUCAAAAGUGGAAUCCGAAUUGCUUACUUGGAUUUAAAUUAUAAUGAAGACGGUUUAGUUAUUCUGGCUGCUGCCUGGCAUCCUGGAGAUAACCCUUGCCUGAUCUAUUACACCCUUGUGACUGUAAAGGAUGAAGGUUACAACUUUUCUGAUGAAGUUAACAUUGAAGUCACUCAGUUCAACCCACUGUUUGAGUCUGAAGAAACGUUGAUUUCUCACCUUAUGGUUCCCAACUUUGCUAGCCAGUCGUCUUACAUAAAUACGAAAGAAAUUGUUUUUGUUUGUUCCACGGGAAGUAGGAGAGGCACUUUCCCACAGGAGACUAUUUCAUUUGAAGGUCAGGGAGAUUAUAUAAUUGGAGCUGGAACUUGUGCUGAUCUGCCAAUCAUUUUUACCAGGAAGAGUGGUCUUCUUACUAUAGUUCCUCGAGAAAAUGCAUCGGGAUUGCUAGAAGAAGUGGAAGAUGCAUUGUCAUCAUCACUGGCUGCCAUCAGCAAUCAGGUUGCACUGAUGGAAAAGGAAGAAACAAUUCAUCAAGAUAAGACAAAGUUGCUGAAGGCUGCCUUUUUGCAAUAUUGCAGGAAGGAUACAGUUGGGGCGCAAUGCAUGGUUGACAGUCUAUUCUCAACUGCUAUGGAUUUGAAAACCGAUAAAGAAUUAGACCAAGCUGUUGCACAGAUAAGCAUGGACUUGGUGGAUGACUAUCCUGCUUCUGAUCCUAGAUGGGCAGAGUCGGUACCUGAUGAAGCUGCUAGCUUAAGUAAUACGUCUCUAAUUCUUUUGCAUCAGUUGGAAGAUAAAAUGAAAGCACAUUCAUUCUUUGUGGACUUUCUUCAUCAGGUUGGGCUGUUUGAUCGUUUAUACACCUACCAAAUGAGAGAGCUUGUCAUGGCAACUCGGCUGUUGCUUUGUGAACAUGCUGAGAAACUGUCAGCUGCAAUUGUUCUGAAGAAUCAUCACACUAGGUUCCCUAAUCUGGUUAACUCUGCUAUACAGCUGGCACUGAACAAAAGAAUGUGUUCUGUUUCACAAAACCUUACUGCUGCUGAUGUCUACUUUAGAGAGGUAUCCCAGAUGGAUACAAUAUUUGAAUGCUUUGUAGACCAGGAGGAAGCUGAGCUGCAAAACACAACUAUGGACACUGCAGACUGGGCAAAUGUAGUUCUCGAUGUGAAUAUGAUUCUAAAGGAUAUGCUGCACGCUGCAUGUCAGUACCGGCGGAAUAAAGCAUCUCUUUAUAAAAGUGAGCAUAUGAAAACAGAACCAGAGUAUAUCUCAUGGACUGCUUCUGUUGGUAUUCGUACAGUUAUAGUACGUCAGCACAGCAUAAUUCUUAAGAAAGUCUACCCUCAGGCUGAUUCUAUACUCCGUAGUGAGCUCACUGAACAGCUGGCAUCCCUGUUGAAUUAUUUUCUUGAUGAUUAUGUCACUCAGUUGAAAUCUGUGGAUCAGCCAUCUGACCAAGAACGAUACAGUGCUCUUGAAACCGAGUAUGUACAGAAGAGAUCUGAACUGCUGACUCCGUUUUUGACUUUGGGACAGUACCAAUGGGCAUCUAGUCUUGCUGAGAAGUUCUGUGAUUUUGAUAUUUUGGUGCAGAUAUGUGAAAUCACCGACAGUGAGAACAGGCUGCAGCACUAUAUGACUCAGUUUGCUGAUCAGAAUUUUUCAGAUUUCUUGUUCCGCUGGUAUUUAGAGAAAGGAAAGCGUGGAAAGCUUUUGUCUCAACCAGUUUCUCAGCAUGGACAUCUGGCUUCAUUUCUGCAAGCUCAUGAACAUCUUAGUUGGUUACAUGAAGUUAACAGCCAAGAUUUUGAACAGGCACACAGAACACUGCAUAACCUCGCAGACAUGGAGAGACAGAUCUUUAGUAAGAAAAAGACAUUGUUAGCACUGAGCAAAUUGGCUGCUUUAGCAUCUGAUUUCCGUGAAGAUAUGUUACAAGAUAAGAUUGAAGAGGUUUCCGAUGAGGAACCGUCUGGUGCUGAUCCUAUUUCCUCUAUGUUGGUAGAACCGAAUCUGAUCUCCUCUGUUAGCAAGGAGGAAAGCUUUUCCUGGAGAUCUCAUGAGAUUACAGAUAAGAACGAGAUUCUAGAGGGGGAAAAGAUGGAAUUAAACAUGAUGCCUGUGCUGACACCAUUAGAAUUAAUCAAGCUAUACAUUUGUGAGGAGAACAAAAAGGCAAAUGAAAAUGAUUUCAAGAAAGCUCUUGACCUGCUGGAAUAUAUCCAUCCACAGGAAGAUAUCUACUCCAAUGAAGUAAAGCAGGAAAUACUUUGCAAAUCUAUAAAAAAAGACACGUGGUCUACUUUAGAUGGCAAAGAUGACCCAUUAGAAGCCUCAAGAAACUUCGUUUUUGUUAAAGUGCUCCAGAAGUUAGUAAAUGAAGGCAAAGACCUUAAAAGUUACUUACCAGAUGUAAAUGCUCUUCUUCAGUCAGAUGAACUUGGCUCUUUGAAAUCAAAUCGAUGUUUUGAGUUUGUUCUGAAAGCAAACUAUGAAUUUUUUUUUAAAGAACGUGUCUAAUUAGUUUGUACAUACCUACCAUUUUGUU